GCCGCGGCGCUCUAUAAAAGCCCCCCGGGCCCGGAGGGAGGGGACCGCGGCAGCGGAACGGGGCGCGGGCGGCGGCACCAUGGCCCAGUCCGUGUGGGGCUACGACAGCGACAACGGACCCGAGCGCUGGCACGAAAACUACCCCCUGGCCAAGGGCGACAAGCAGUCGCCCAUUGAGAUCAACAGCAAGGACGUGCAGCACGACUCCUCUCUCUCCUCCUGGCACGCCAGCUAUGACCCCGGGGCAGCGAAAACCAUCCUGAACAACGGGCGCACCUGCCGAGUCGUCUUCGACGACACUUUUGAUCGAUCAGUGCUGAGGGGGGGCCCGCUGAGCGGCGCCUACCGCCUGCGCCAGCUGCACCUGCACUGGGGCUCCUGCGACCAGCACGGAUCCGAGCACGUCAUCGACGGCGUCAAGUAUGCGGCAGAGUUACAUAUGGUGCACUGGAACCCAAAACACGGUAAUUUUGCUGGAGCUUUAAAACAACCUGAUGGCGUAGCUGUUGUGGGAAUUUUUCUGAAAGUUGGGCAAACCCCCAAACCAGAGAUGAAGAGAAUUCUUGAAGAAAUUGAAAAUAUUAAGACUAAGGGGAAGGAGGCUCCUUUCCUGCACUUUGAUCCUUCAAUUCUUUUCCCCAAAUCUCGUGACUACUGGACCUACCAUGGUUCAUUCACCACACCCCCUUGUGAGGAGUGCAUCACUUGGAUUCUCCUGCGGGAGCCAAUUGAAGUCAGCUCAGACCAGAUGGCAAAGCUCCGUAGCCUUUCCAAGAACUCUGAGAAUGAACCUGUGAGCCCUCUUGUUGACAACUGGCGCCCACCACAGCCCCUGAAGGGUAGGAUAGUGAGAGCCUCGUUCAAGUGA
Camarhynchus parvulus is the source of this 868-nucleotide messenger RNA. Its product is annotated as carbonic anhydrase 3-like. The transcript is spliced from 7 exons. NCBI's taxonomy places the organism in Eukaryota, Metazoa, Chordata, Aves, Passeriformes, Thraupidae. The record is from RefSeq and is a predicted model, not a curated record. Gene Ontology annotation, cellular component: cytoplasm. Gene Ontology annotation, molecular function: carbonate dehydratase activity; zinc ion binding. Bases 80 to 868 code for a protein of 262 amino acids.